AGUAUGAAGUUGUCAGUCCAGAUAAAGACCGCCGACUUUUCAUUCUUACCUUUGCCCUAUGCGGAGGAGUCGCCGGCAUUCUACUAGCCGUUGCUGCAGCUUACCUAUACCGACGACAUGCUCACUCCAGAGAAAAACUGCACAAUAUUACCCAGCCUGAUACUGAAGCAAGUCAAGAUUACCAGGACCUUUGCAGACAGCGAAUGGCGAGUAAAGCGAACGAGAAACCUGAACCGGUUCAUGUUGUCAAUUCGCCUAAAAGGAUUCGAAGCUUGUCUCAGGAGGGCCAAGCCAGUUCUUCAAGCCAUUCUUCAACAUCUUCUUGGAAUGAAGAACCUGUUACCUCAAAUAUGGACAUAUCAACUGGACAUAUGAUUCUGUCCUAUAUGGAAGACCACCUAAAGAACAAAGAUCGCUUGAACCGAGAAUGGGAAGCUCUUUGUGCAUACGAAGCUGAACUAUGUUCUACCGCGGCAGCAACACUGCCAGUUAACAUCAAGAAGAACCGAUAUACCGAUGUUUUACCCUAUGACCAUUCCCGAGUAAUAUUAAAUGAACUAUCAAACGUAUCAGGCUCUGACUACAUCAACGCCAGUAGUAUUACCGACCAUGACCCACGUAACCCGGCCUAUAUUGCUACCCAAGGUCCUUUACCUCAAACGGCAGCUGAUUUCUGGCAGAUGAUUUGGGAGCAAGGAAGUGUUGUGAUUGUGAUGUUAAGCCGUCUGAUGGAAAACGGCGUAGCUAUGUGCCAUCGUUACUGGCCUGAAGAAGGAAGCGAAGUCUAUCAUAUCUAUGAGGUUCACCUCGUUUCUGAACAUAUCUGGUGUGAUGACUACCUCGUACGCAGUUUUUAUCUUAAGAACUUAAGGACAAGCGAAACGAGAACAGUAACUCAAUUCCAUUUCAUGUCAUGGCCGGACAAUGGCGUUCCCAACUCUACUAAGGCCCUCCUGGAAUUCAGAAGCGAGACACUGGAGUUUAUCCUGCAUUCUUUCUGCUUGUACAUACAGAAGAAUUUAUUCUUUAUGACU
This is a messenger RNA of Stegodyphus dumicola, 1034 nucleotides long. It is a transcript of the gene IA-2, whose product is annotated as tyrosine phosphatase IA-2. Gene Ontology annotation, biological process: protein dephosphorylation; regulation of secretion. The record is from RefSeq and is a predicted model, not a curated record. Gene Ontology annotation, cellular component: synapse; secretory granule. Gene Ontology annotation, molecular function: protein tyrosine phosphatase activity. NCBI's taxonomy places the organism in Eukaryota, Metazoa, Arthropoda, Arachnida, Araneae, Eresidae.